This is a messenger RNA of Penicillium angulare, 567 nucleotides long. RefSeq lists its product as uncharacterized. The record is from RefSeq and is a predicted model, not a curated record. The coding region runs from base 1 to 567 and encodes 188 amino acids. Lineage: Eukaryota; Fungi; Ascomycota; Eurotiomycetes; Eurotiales; Aspergillaceae. The transcript has 3 exons.
AUGGCAUUUUCACCAACCCCGAACAACGAGGAUCCAGUGACCCUGCGCACUCGAGAUCUCGUAUUUGUACUUAUCACAAAUUCGCUAUGCCUUGUCGCUACAUUACUACUCGUUUUACGAGUCUACACGUAUCUUUAUAUUGUCCAGAGAAAGGGCACCAAAGCCCUUAUGUGGGCAAUUAUUGCUUGGGCUUUAGGAUUUCCUUGCAUGAUGAUCUAUGAUUAUGGAGUUUUCCAGCCCAAUCUGAAAUCGCCGCACCUGUAUCGAUUCUCAGCUGUCAUUUUCAUGUGCUUUGCUAUAUCUUUCGCCAGACUCGGAAUACUCAUGUACAUAUUUGAUAUACAACGGGCAGCUUAUCAGCCGGGAAAACAUGUUUUAUUCGGUGUUGUUCUCUUGAAUCUAUUCAACUCUAGUAUUUUCGCUAUCGUGGCGUUGACUUACAUGUUCUGCCAUGAAGCAAAAUAUGACCCCACCCAUAUCAGUUGCCCUGCGAAAACAACAGUAAUAGAGCUUUUUAUUGCUGUCGGUGGUAUGUCUCAAUUCCAGCACGCUUGGGUAUAUACAUAA